UUUAUGUUCGUGUUUUAUGUUGCGUAAACUUGAGACAGUUCCUUCGAGUCUCUUCUGGUUUUAUCGAAAGUCAACCUAGUUACGUGGCAAGAACAACAAAACUGCUUCUGGUGUUUCUUUCUUCCUGUUUGAUUUUGUUUGCGUUUUCGAACGAUGAUUUCAGCUGUAAAUGGAGGCACAAUGUACCAAUUCUAGUGUCAAUACUCAAUUACGAUCGACGAUUGCACAUCUGCGUGACCAACUAGACCAAUGCAAACGGCAAGUGCUUGAACUGAAUUCCCUUCAAGGCGACUUUCGGGCCAAGCUCGUCGUGCUUUUAAGGAAAAUGGAAAAAGAAAACAUUCUUCAACAGAGAGUUACACCUUGUGGUGUUACUUUGACAGAUACGGAAACACAGACUUGUGAGCUUCUACCUCGAAGAUGGAAUUCGGAUCUUAGCCUGGAUCUUGAUGGGAAAUCAAAUGGAAAGCGCUAUCAGAGAGUAGAAAGAAGUGAUUUGGCUUCUCUAUGCAUCUCAUCAGAGGCAAUUGUAGCCCCUCCAAUCAUACGCCAGCCCCAACAAAAGAAAACAUACAAAUCAAAAUUCACUAAUAGGCUGGAUGUAGGCAACCAUAGUAUUGGCAAACAUCAGGUGGACAAUCUCUUGCUCUCUGAUCUUGGUCUCACGAGCCAAGCUCCUGAUUUCUCACAAAGUGAAUUCAAUCUGAGUAGUGACGAUCACUGGUUAAAAGAAAAUCAAAAGCAUCUAGGAGGAAGGGUCCGAUUUCUCAGCCAUGAGGAUAAUCCUGGUGGUUUUAAUGAUAAUGAGGAAGAUCUGGAGGAUAUGAAAGACAUGCCCCAGCAAAGUCAAAUUUUUCAUUCUCACAGCGGUAGCUGGGCCACAUUGACUCACUCUGAACGUGAUUUAUCUGAAUUGGACUCAUGUCUCUCACUCAACUACCAAGAACGCACAGAACCAAAAUUCUUCACGAGCAGCACUCCGUACAAAAAUUUACGGUCCAAAUUCAAGCAAAGUGUCUCUUUUCACGAUUUACUACCAUCAAAAGCAACCCAAAGUAUGCCGAAUUUGCAGAAACAGAACCAUUCCGCAGGGGAAGUCAGUAACUCAAACUCACGCCGAACUUUGCCACUAUCUAUAAACACUGAUAUUGCCAACUCGAACAAAAGACAUUCGUUGACCAAUAUGGAGCAACGUCCUCACAAUUUCACGCCUGGUCGUCGCUCUUCUCUUACAGGAGACAUUGAGAACGGUCCUUAUGUGCCAUCGGCCAUUUCUAGCCUGUUUCUCGGCGGGCGAGUCAAGGCCCUCCAUGGCGGUCAUUUGGUCGUCACCGGUGUCGUCUGGUAUCGUGGGAAACUGCCCGGCAUCACCGAAGAUAUAGUGGGCAUCGAGAUCGACCAAGUCGGAUUGGGCGGCGACGGAACAUUCCAGGGUCAUCGCUAUUUCCGAUGCGCUCCCGGCCGUGGUUUGUUUGUGCCGUUCCGGAAAAUCAUCAUGGCUUGGCCUACUCAUCCACAAUAAAACAAAACACUAACUAAACGUGACUCGUAGAACGCCAUGCAGGUUCCGUCCUGGAAAAAACAUAUUAGACUGUGUGUCAUGGUGCUAUUAAUAUUUUUAUUGCCCCCAAUAUCCAUCUAGUCGUUCCGAGUCGUCGUCUCCUUCUUAAAAUAUUUUUGUUACUUUUAAAAACCCCAAUCUCUAUAAGACGCGAUCGCCAUCCUACCCUUUUUUUUCUAGAGGUUAUUUGAGUGACAUGACAAUGGCAUGCGUAAAACAGCUAACGGUAACGACUUCUACUAGAAACGGGGGACUUUGGGUUACAUUAAGACUUUGUUUUACUCAGAGAAUUUUCCCUGGCCCGCGAGAAAUACUGGUGAUGGAACUCCCUACUCAGAAUCAGCUUUGAAAAGUUUCAUGUUCUGUCAAGGUGCCCUAUCCACUGUAUCUUUCCCUCAAGUGAAAGAUGGCGUGUUCCACGGUCAUCUUGACCCCUUUGCUAUGAUACCGUCUCCGUGUUGGCCAUUUCGUGAAACCCCCAACAGAGAAUUUUGUUUUUUCAUUCCAAACUAGUCGACGUAGACGUUUGUCGUCCCAAAUCGAGCCAUCCCUUUAAGUACAUUCCGUUAGUGUUAUCCUAGAAGAAGCUGGUCGCAGCAUUUUCAUUGUAGGCCUCUUAGUUUGUUAUCCGUUUUCCAACCUUCCGAAUUCGGCUAGGAAAUUUUUCAUAUGAUAAUCCCACUUUUCAAAAUAAGUGGUACCGUCUCUCCAUGGUGAUGUGUGCAUAGAUGAGCGAUUAGCCAUUUAUUAUUAAACGUUGUUCGUGCGUAAACUUUUAAUUGUUUUGACCGAGAAAUGUACACACUUCGGGAAAUGAUGUAACCUCAUGGCCCUAAAAUUUAUCCCAUUCUAAAAAUUUUUCUUUUGGUUUUUUCCUCUUUUAGUUUGAAAAUACACUCACGGAUUCGUUCAAGAAAUACAAA
Molecule: messenger RNA, 2484 nt
Organism: Daphnia carinata
Lineage: Eukaryota; Metazoa; Arthropoda; Branchiopoda; Diplostraca; Daphniidae
Exons: 4
Coding region: 170-1522 (450 amino acids)
Source: RefSeq, a predicted model, not a curated record